UGGGCCUGGAGCCAUGAACCCUUCUAGUUCCAGGCAAAUUUACACAAGGAGAAAGAACAAGUAUAUUCAAACUAAACCUUGCACCUAUAUACAAACUUCAAAGAAACCCAUCUCCUUCAUCAAUUUUAAAAGAGAUGUUCUCUUGGCAUCGAAAAAUUGUAAGAUCAGCUAUAUAGAGAUAUGGCCUCUCUGAAACUCAUCAAGCUCUUCCUCUUUGUUCUGCUUCAUGCUAUUUUCUUGCUUUCUUCAUCUGUGCUCUGUGAUGACAAGGAUGAACACAAUGUUCUUCAAGGUCUAAACAGUUAUAGGACAUCGUUGCGCCUUCCACCUCUGUCCAGGAAUGAAAACGCAGGUUGUCUGGCGCACAAAAUUGCUGACAAAUUAGAGAACCAACCAUGCAAUGGAAGUGCCGGUGCCACCUCUGUUCAAUUAGAUAAUUACUCUGGCCUACUAUCGAAGUGUGGCAUUGACAUUAACAGCACCAAAGAUGGUGCGGUUUUGCCUGUUUGCGUGCCCAAAUUGGUUCCAACUCUGGUGCUUACCAAUUAUACACGCACCCAAUUAGCCAAGUACUUAAAUGACUCAAGGUUUACAGGGGCAGGACUCGGGUCUGAGGAUGAUUGGAUGGUUGUUGUUUUGAGUACGGACACCCCAUCGGGUAGCUUCGCCGGGGCAACCAGUUUGAUGUCCACGGUUGGUUUUGGUCAUUGCUUGGUGUGUCUGUUAGUGGGGAUGCUGGUUUAUGUGCUAGUUUAUUAAGU
This is a messenger RNA of Hevea brasiliensis (rubber tree), 761 nucleotides long. RefSeq lists its product as uncharacterized. The transcript has 2 exons. The record is from RefSeq and is a predicted model, not a curated record. NCBI's taxonomy places the organism in Eukaryota, Viridiplantae, Streptophyta, Magnoliopsida, Malpighiales, Euphorbiaceae. Bases 181 to 759 code for a protein of 192 amino acids.